AAAGCAUUUGCACUGCAGCCCAACUCGGUGUUGUGUAAAAAAUGUCAAAAUAAAACCUCGAGAAUACCGGUGUGCCGUGCAAGACCGACUGUAUUGCCGAAACAACAUGUUUCUAUUGUUCCAGGUGUAGAGCACUGCAACGAAAUCUCCUGGAGAGUAUCUUGGACAACACAGUUCGACAGAAGCAGGGAAUCUAACCAGAGCCCGAAUCGUUUUCGUGUGGUGUACAGCCGCGGAAGGUUGCUGCGUAUCAAGCCAACCACUUCACUUAACAGAAGCAGUAGGCCGAGUCCUGUCGAACGGAAAUCAUGAGUGGAUAUUUGUUUCGAACCUACGGCAGUCGCUACAUUUCUAUCCUCAGCCGCGUGUGGUCGGGAAACUCGCAAAUGAUGAAAAAUUCCGAAGCCACAUUGAGGAAAACACUCGAGGCCAAGUUCCCCCAGGCAAAGAACAUCGUUGUCAACGACAUCUCCGGAGGUUGCGGAUCGAUGUACGAAAUAUACGUCGAGAGCAAAGAAUUUAAAGGCCUGUCCACUGUCAAGCAGCACCGAUUAAUAACGGAAACACUCAAGUCAGAAAUUAAAGAUAUGCACGGUCUCCGGAUACAAACAUCAAUUGCUGAGUAACAGCUACGCCGUACGCUCAUCUGUACAAAGCACAAUGAUGUAUAUAAGCAAAUCACCCCACAAUGUUUUGCAGCCGAUCAUCAGGCUAUGGAUAAAGGAUAGUUCAUAAGAAGUCAUCGCCGCCGCGCAAAACGGUGAAUCGUAUUGAUAAAUAAAUAAAACGUUCUUUAGACAACAUA
Anopheles stephensi (Asian malaria mosquito) is the source of this 805-nucleotide messenger RNA. RefSeq names its product bolA-like protein 3. The transcript has 4 exons. The record is from RefSeq and is a predicted model, not a curated record. Bases 309 to 626 code for a protein of 105 amino acids. NCBI's taxonomy places the organism in Eukaryota, Metazoa, Arthropoda, Insecta, Diptera, Culicidae.